CUGCGCUACGAUCGUCCACGAUGGUUGAUUGUAACGAGAUGGAAAUGUCGCGUGUGCCAAUUCUGGUGAUUCUAGGUGCCACGGGCUCCGGAAAAUCUCGUCUAGGUAUCGAACUAGCUCGCCGCUUCUCCGGUGAGAUCAUCUCAGCCGACAGCAUGCAGGUGUACAAAAGUCUGGACAUAGUUACUGCGAAAGUAAGCACGGCGGAAAGACAGGCGGCACCACAUCACAUGCUGGACGUCGUGGAUCCACUGACCAACUUCUCCGUAAUAGACUUCAGAAACAUGGCCUUGCCGAUUAUAGACAACCUGGUGGCCAGGAGGAAACUGCCCGUUGUCGUCGGCGGUACAAACUAUUAUAUAGAAUCUCUGCUAUGGGAGAUCCUUAUAGCCGAUCCGAAAGAUCCGUCAGUGCAAGCCGAUUCAAGCGCGACCGAUUCGAGCGCAUCUAUCGAGAAGAGAUCGGAUGAUCGAUAUAACAUACGGGUCGGUAGACAGAAUGACGAUGACGAUGAUAAUGAAAUGGCACCGACCAAGAAGUUGAAAUUCGACGCGAGAUUAUGUGAUGAUAGCAACGAGGAACUACAUCGAAGACUAAUGGAGGUCGAUCCGGAGAUGGCGCGCCGAUUGCAUCCUAACAACAGGCGGAAAGUCAUAAGAUCUUUGGAAGUUUUCCAUCAACACGGAAAAACGCAUUCGGAGCUCCUGAAAGCCCAACGCACCGCCGGUGGCUGCGGAUUAGGAGGACCCCUCAGAUAUCCAAAUUCCAUUAUCCUGUGGCUGCGCUGCAAUAAGAAAGUCCUAGACAACAGACUGGACGACAGGGUCGACAGUAUGGUGGAGGCUGGUUUGUUACAGGAACUACUCGACUUUCAUCGCAGAUACAACGAGCAACGGAUUAAGUCCAACACAUUAUCGGAUUACACGAAAGGCAUCUUCCAGAGUAUCGGUUUCAAGGAGUUUCAUCCUUACCUCGUGCUGUCCGAGGAGGAGCGCGCGAGCGAGAAGGGGAAAAAAUUACUGCAACAAGGAAUCGAUGAUUUAAAACUCGUCACUAAGAGAUACGCCAAGAAACAGGAUAAAUGGGUGAUGAACAGACUGAUUCGGCGCGGUGAUCGACAGGUUCCUCCUAUUUAUUCUUUAGAUUGCACUGACGUGAGGAAAUGGGACAGCCACGUCCUAAAACCCGCGGAAGACAUCAUUUCCGCAAUAAUGCGUGGGGAAAAACCCAAACAGAGACCACUGAAUGAAGAUUUCGAGAACCAAAAAACUACUGACAGCAGUACAAACACAUAUCACUAUUGCGAGGUAUGCGAGAAGAUAUUUGUCGAAGAGAAUCAAUGGCAGAUACAUUUGAAAGGUGCAAAGCACAUGAAUGUCUUGAAAAAGAAGAAAAGAGCGGAGGCCCAGGCACAGGCCCAAGAAAAUCAAUUGACGAGCUCGUGACACGUAUCGACAGUUUCGCUAUAAAUUCGCAAAUAUUCAUUUUUGCGUUUAUAUGUAGCGAUUAAACUAUCGGAACUGUGUUAUACUUGUAUAACAAUGUAUUUUACGAACAAUUAUCAAUGUAAAUAUAUUACACGCACAAAAAAAUAAA
Molecule: messenger RNA, 1596 nt
Organism: Cataglyphis hispanica
Lineage: Eukaryota; Metazoa; Arthropoda; Insecta; Hymenoptera; Formicidae
Product: tRNA dimethylallyltransferase
Exons: 9
Coding region: 21-1445 (474 amino acids)
Biological process (GO): tRNA modification
Cellular component (GO): mitochondrion
Molecular function (GO): zinc ion binding; tRNA dimethylallyltransferase activity; nucleic acid binding
Source: RefSeq, a predicted model, not a curated record